GCACCCUCUGUCGCCCCCAGUUGGGAACAAAUACCAUUUAACUUCAUCACGUGAUGAGUGGGGAUGUAAUAGAUGCCGCUCGAUUGCAUGCGCUUUGAAAUCGAUUCUCGAUCAAUCGAAUCGUUUAUGUCUCGUGGAGAGAGUUAUGGGAGUGGAAUGGUUUGGAGGUUAGGAAAUUGAUACCGCAAUGUGAAAGAAAAUUCUUACACAGUGAGAAUCGUGACAUAUUUUCAGUGAUAAUAUAAUAGAUUUAAUUUUUUGUACAAUAUGAAUAAUCAAGUAAACGGCAUCGGAAAUGAGGAAGUAGCCGUACCUAUGGAGAAGAAAAAGUUUCAUUUAAUCGAGGAUGGCGUGAAGAAAGAAUUUCCAGCUUUGCACAGGAAAUGGGUGGUGGACCGCUAUUACCUUCCAUAUUGUCCUCCUCCACAGAAAGUGGAUGGCUCCUUUGUUUUGGGUGCUAAAGAAAACUGGCUGGAACAAAUUGGAAUAUUCUGUCAGGAUAUGAAAUGGCUUUUGCAAUUACAGCAACACCAGUUUUGGUCUCAAGCAUUGUAUGAUAAUAGUACAAUGGCUGCAGUUGUUUCUUUCUUGCAAGAAGCAGUGCCUUACCAUGCAUUGAAUGAUUUUCCAAACGAUGAAGAAAUGUGGCAGGCAUAUGAGGAGGCUUAUAGACUUGUUUUCCUUGUUAUUUGUAGGUUGGCCACUAACGAAGAAUCUAAGGUUUUCCAAAGUGUAAGCCAGUGUGUUGGCUUAAAAAUGCCUUUGGAUUCUGAACCUGAAAGAAUUACAGCCCGUGAGGGACAAUUGACAUCUGCUGUUCUUUCUGAUGUUAUUUUGCACAUCCUUGACACUACUUGUACACUUUCUGUUUUGACUGAUGUGUUUUUACCUGCUAGUAAGAUAUUUCAUCAAAAUAAUUUUGAAGUUAAAUUGGUUUGGUUUUAUGAAAAUGUAAUACCAGAAUUAUAUAACAAAUUAGAAAUGCUAAUUAAUGUGGAUGAAGAACCAGUAUUAUUUAUUUCUCUCAAAAAUAAACUGGAUUUGACCAGAGUUGAGCUAUUGAAAAUAUUUCGAAAUACUUUGUUUUGCAACAUCAAUUCUGCUAUUGAAAGCGGUGAUUCAAGUGAAGUGAUGAAUAGUGUAGAUGACUAUGUAACAAUUCUAACAGAAUGCCUUGCUGAAAAAUUAUUUGUGAGUGACUAUCAUAGGAAGUUCAGUGUUGCUCAAGACUUGGACUUGUUAGCCCAGCUUACACCAGACAUGGAUGCUGAUAAAAGAAGCUAUAUUUUGGAAGCAGUUAUUGACUCCGUGGAGAGUAAUGAUGAAGUUAAUUUCCCACCUCCGCCCUCUCUGCAAUUGCCCUCAAGAUUUGGAGGCUUUGGAAAUCAAAGCCAUCAAACUGAAAAUGGUCAGCCUUCAACAUCUAGUUCUAAUAUACAGGAAAAUGCUUCAGCAAGUCAGUUACCUGUGAAGAAAGUGACAGGUAUUAAAUUGGACUCGCUUAUUUCUCAAGUGAAAGACAUUCUACCUCAUUUAGGUGAUGGAUUUAUUGAACAAUGUCUUGAACACUACAACUAUGUGACUGAGGAUGUAAUAAAUGCUAUUCUUGAGUCAAAACUUCCUCCUCAUUUAAGUGAAAUGGAUCAAGAUUUGCCAAGAAUUCCUCCAGAGAAGGAGCCAUCUGUACCUACAGUUGAGAUAAGUAUUGUAUCUGAUGAAGAAGAAGAACCCAAAUUUGCUGAGGCUCAUAAGGGAAAGAGGAAAGGUAUGUAUCGUGAUGUAAUGAUGCUGUUAAAUGAUAAAACUCACCGGGAGGAUAUGAGAGAAUUUUAUUCUCCAUUUAGCUUAUAUGAAGAUGAAUAUGAUGAUACAUAUGAUGAUCGAUUGGAUGUCACUCUGGGCGAUGAUGAUGAUCCUGAAAGGAACAACAACACUGCCCAAGAAAACCAUUCCCGUGCUGCUGCUGCUGCUUCUGCCUCUGAAGAUGAAGAGGAUUCAGAUGAAGGACCUUCAGCAGAUCAUUUUGUAAUGAAUCCUGAAAGAGUUCGUGCUCUUCAAGAACAACGCAGAUUAGCAAGAGGGCAUCGUGGACCUCCCAGAAGGGAUGUUGUUGGAAAACCAAAAGGCCAAGGACAAGAUAAGAACGUCGUUAUUAAUCGUAAUCAGAAGAAUACACAUAAGGCACAACAUGGUAAUCACAACCGCCGGAGAGGUGCACAACGGAAGCUUGCACAAGGAAUGAUUCCAUCAUAAUGAUGCUGUUUGCAAGAAAAUUACAUUUUUUAAAAAUUGUCUUUGUUAAUUGUAAAUGACUAUAAAUAAAAGUUAAAUAUAUUAUUUAUUAUAUUUGAGUUUCGUGUAUUUUAUAUUUCCAGUGUGUUUCUUUUUGUAACAUAUUCAGUUACAUUACAUACAUUAGGUACAUUACUGCUUCAAAAAGAAAA
This is a messenger RNA of Gryllus bimaculatus (two-spotted cricket), 2444 nucleotides long. The record is from the annotation of a GenBank genome assembly. NCBI's taxonomy places the organism in Eukaryota, Metazoa, Arthropoda, Insecta, Orthoptera, Gryllidae.